This is a messenger RNA of Moesziomyces antarcticus, 1770 nucleotides long. Its product is annotated as mitochondrial exteRNAl NADH dehydrogenase, NDE1. The transcript has a single exon. Gene Ontology annotation, molecular function: NADH dehydrogenase activity. The coding region runs from base 1 to 1770 and encodes 589 amino acids. NCBI's taxonomy places the organism in Eukaryota, Fungi, Basidiomycota, Ustilaginomycetes, Ustilaginales, Ustilaginaceae. The record is from RefSeq and is a predicted model, not a curated record.
AUGAUGAUGUCCCCUGCAAUCCGAGCAGGCUCGCUUCGAGCCGUAGCGUCGCCGUCCAUGGCGCUGCGCGCCUCGAGGCUCGGUAUGCCAUCCACCAGCGCCGCCGCGGCUGCGUCUGUUGCGCCCGUCUCGCGCCUGCUUCGAGACCAGCAGCAGAUCCGUGGAAUCUUCCGAAGCCGUUCGUGGAGGAACGACAAGACGGCCGCCGUAGCUCCGGCCGCCCAGGCCGAGGUUCAGGCGCAACUGCCACCGCCAAAUAACGGCGGCAAGAAGCGAGGCGGCUUCUUCCGCGGCCUCAAGCGCACCUUUUACGUCCUUGCCAUCGGCAGUCUGGGAACCUACGCCUACUUUGUCUACCAGGGCCGACACCCGCCCGAUCAGCUGCCUCAAGAUCCCACCAAGAAGACCAUCGUUGUGCUCGGAAGCGGCUGGGGAGCGACCUCGCUGCUGAAGAACAUCGACACCGAAGAGUACAAUGUCGUGGUCAUUUCGCCGCACAACUACUUCCUCUUCACGCCUCUGCUUCCUUCCGUUACCGUCGGCACGCUCGACGGCCGCAGCAUCGUUCAGCCUACCCGCCACACGACGCGCUUCAAGACGCGCGAGGUCAAGGUGUACGAGGCCGACUGCGAAUACGUCGACCCCAUCAACAAGACCGUCACCUUUGAGGACAGGAGCGAAGUCAAGGGCUCCGUCUCCAAGGUCACCAUCCCCUACGACUACCUCGUCUACUCGGUCGGCACCGAGAACCAGACCUUCGGCAUCGAGGGCGUCAAGAAGCACGCCUGCUUCCUCAAGGAGCUCAGCGACGCCGAGAAGAUCCGUGCGCGUCUGAUCGACUGCGUCGAGAGCGCCGCGAUCAAGGGCCAGUCCGAGGAGGAGAUCGACCGUCUGCUCCACAUGGUCGUCGUCGGCGGCGGUCCCACGGGUAUCGAGUACGCUGCGGAGCUGCGCGACUUUGUCGAGUCGGAUCUCAUCCGCUGGUACCCCGAGGUGGCCAACAAGCUGCGCGUGACGCUGGUCGAGGCGCUGCCCAACAUCCUGCCCAUGUUCUCGCAGACGCUCAUCAAGUACACCGAAUCGACGUUCAAGGAGAACUCGAUCGACAUCCUCACCAAGCACAUGGUCAAGGACGUCGACGAGCGCGACGUGCUCGUUAAGACGCCAUCGGGAGAGGAGAAGAAGAUCCCAUACGGCCUGCUUGUCUGGGCUGCCGGCAACACGGCGCGACCGCUGACGCGCCAGCUCAUGGCCGCGCUGCCUGAGCACCAGAAGAACCGCCGAGGCCUCGAGGUCGACGACCACAUGCGCCUCAAGGGUGCCGAGGACUCGGUGUUUGCGCUGGGCGAUGCUACCGCCACGCAGUUCGCCCCCACCGCCCAGGCGGCGUCGCAGCAGGGCGCCUACCUUGCGCGUGUCUUCAACCAGCUCGCUCGCCUGCAGGUGCUCGAGGACAAGCUCGCUGCCGCCAAGAAGGCCGGUGCCGACGCCUCGGAGCUGAGCGGCGUCGAGCGCCAGAUCGAGAAGGCUGCCAAGAUCCGUCCGUUCAAGUACUCGCACCAGGGCUCGCUCGCCUACAUUGGCUCCGAAAAGGCCAUCGCCGAUAUUCCUCUGCUCGGCAACAACCAGAUCGCCUCGGGCGGUGUCGUCACCUUCAUGUUCUGGCGAUCCGCAUACGUCUCGAUGCUCUUCUCGCUGCGCAACAGGUCGCUCGUCGCCGCCGACUGGUUCAAGGUCUUCCUUUUCGGUCGUGACGUCUCGCGAGAGUAA